GAUCCCGCGUCAGGCUCAUCUCACUCUUUAGCGCUUUAACGCUGGCCCCCAUACAAAGGCUCCAAGCAGCUGGAUCUGUUAUUAGGGUGUGUUCGGAAAGAUGUGGGAAAAUUGUUUUAGGGGGCGAACAUUUGGUGAGAAGUUUACGCGUACCUACACCUACACCAACGCAAGGAAAGAGGAAAUGGUGGAAUGGUGAAACAACUUCAUCGUUGUGCGGAAUGUGCGCAAAGGCAACAGCAGAGUUUGUUGGAACUAGAAGGAUGAAAAACAUCACACCCCACCCGCCGCUGGUUCCGGGUUCCCCUGGUGUUGUUCGGUUGGCAAAAUUAACCGUUGUACCAACCACCGAUUUCAACACGCCAACUUUUCACCAAACUUUCAACCCUCUCGUACGCAAUUUUCAUAAGCGCGCAACACAACACUUUCCAGUGGCGGACAAGCCCAGCCACCGCCACCGCUAGCGCGGGUUUUUGGCAUGACGAUUGCACACGCGUUGUUGCGUUCGAAAACGGCUCCCGUGUGUGUGUGAAAAAGAGACAGAAAGACAGCCAAAAAUUAAUUGUUUCCUUUGAUGUUUGCCGUGCGAAAGAUAAUUUAAUUGUUGCUUGCUGUCCUUUUUUUUGGGGAAGGUGGGAUUGGCAGAAUUCCGUGCGCGAAAUGUUUGCUUCAGGGCGGUAGCAAAAACAAGCUCAAUAACUUUUAACACAUCUCAUGCGAAUUUUGGCUGGCUGGUGGAAGUAAAAUUGGAAAAUAUUUUUGUGCACUUGUUCUUCCUUGCUGCUUGACAAAUCGUUUCUUGUAAUUCUGCCCGCUCGUGCAAGCAAACCGGCUCUGGUUGCCGGUGCAAACACCUGGCAAAGAAUUUUGAGCAAAUUACGUCGAAAUUCGUUGAUUUUUUUCUGUAGUAGAUUCUUAUAACCAGCUAGCAACUAACUUACCCCCCCGUGCUAGUGACUAGGAGUGUGUGUGUGUGUGUGUGCGAGUGUGUCGCAAAAGAAUGUGUUCCAGUGUACGCGUGUACUAGCAGCAAACAGUGCCUGUAGUGCGUUGAUGCAGAAAGCGAGCGGAUUAUAAUCACACAACCUAACCUGCUUCACACAACCGAUCUGCUGCUGCUGCUGCGGCUGCUACUACUGCUACCGUUUCUGAUCUCGCAGGCAAACGCGGAAAACCGGCCCCUAUUGGUGGUGGCAGCAGUAGCCGCGGCGGGUUUUGAAUGCCCCGCAGCCUGAAGGAUGCCUGGAGUGGUAUUUCUUGUUUGUGUUCCAACGGCAAAUUAUGAAAGGACGUUAAUUAACGGCAUAAACUAUGCACCUAAUAAUGAACAGUUACCUCCACCGGAAUCGACCCCCCAACAACACUCAACAACACCGGCACGUAAUCUUAAUAUAAAUCUGCCAGAAAACGUGACCCAAGGUCCGCGAGGGCCACGGACACCCACCACAGCCCACAAUGCAGCCGGGAAUGCAGUGUUGCGGCUCGAGGUUGAGCUGCGUGACAAACACGCAGUCCAGGGACGACGCACGGCAAACAAAGCGAAACCACCCAAACCACCGGGGUACGGAGUGAACGCGAUAAAAGGACCACCGCCCAGCGUUGCCGGUUCGGCACCGCUUGAAAAGGUUCUGGACGAGUUGCUUAAGAAGCUUGAGAUUGACCGGGUCAUUUGGCACCCGGACAAGGAGGGGCAGUACUACCAGGUCGUCUUCCCCCUAGCGGCCGGUGAUCCUUGCGAAACAACUCUCCACUGUCUGACGGAGCUUGGAAUAGGCGUGAAGUACAAUUCCAGCGUCAGCGUGCUACCGUGCAGCGUCAGCUACGACGGCUCGAAUGACACCAGUAACGAAGAUGAAUAUGGCGAUGAGUGUGAGGAAAACUCCAAAUGGAACAACUUCGUUGACUCGAUCCGCUCGAAGCUCACCGUGAAGCAGGUCGUCGAUGGUGUGCGAGCCGGCGGCUCUCUAUCGUUCGACUAUUUGCUGCUCAUCGUUACGGCUGAUUCGCUGGCCGCCCUCGGGCUGGUGGAAAAUAAUGCACCAAACAUUGUAGCCGCGAUGCUGGUCUCACCACUGAUGGGGCCGGUCAUGUCGAUUACCUUCGGAACGAUCAUAGCGGACCGCGAGCUUGUGAAAGUUGGCUUCACAGCGCUCGCCCUCGGCAUGUUCAUCUCGAUCCUGUUCGGAUUCAUUUUCGGGCUGAUACUCGGUACGACGGAGAUGCCGUGGGGGUUUGGCGAUUUCCCAACGGAGGAAAUGAAGGGCCGUGGCAACGCACGCUCCCUGUGGAUGGGCAUCCUGUGGGCGCUAACGUCCGGAAGCGGCGUAGCAGUGGCACUGCUCCAGGGGUCAGCCGGACCAUUGAUAGGUGUUGCAAUUUCCGCUUCGCUGUUACCACCGGUCGUGAACUGUGGGCUUUUCUGGGCAUUGGCCUGCAUCUGGCUGAUUUACAAGGAGGAAGACAUCAAGAUACCCCACCUGAAGGGUGAGCUGUACAGUGGCAACUCCAGCUACGAAUUCAUCUACACCAAUUACAUUCCCACGGAGUUUCUAAUUAACGGCAUCGUUUCCGGUCUGCUGACGGUGAUCAACGUUAUUUGCAUCUUCAUUACCGCCAUCAUCGUGCUGAAGAUAAAGGAGGUGGCCGCACCGUACACCUCCAGCCCGGAUCUGCGCCGAUUCUGGGAGACGGAUAUUCGCACGGCACGUACAGCAAAUCGCACCACUAUUCGCCGGAAUCGUGGAGGUGAAGCGGACGUGAUGUCAGCAUACGCCGAGCUGGAAAAUGACCCAAAGGCACGGAAUCUGGAGAAUGCACUCGAGCAAGCCCUGAAGGAAGCCGUCGACGAUGACACCUAUCGAAAGGUCAAGCGGAUGAGCUAUUCCAGCAAUGCAGCCGGCGAGAUUGCCGAACGCCUUUUUGGGCACGGUUCCGCUUCCGGGACGUCAGGAGUACCGAACAAUGGAGGUCAAAUUGGAAAUCCUAUGGCAACCGGGAUAGGCUCCAGCACGAAGACGACAGCCGAUUUAAAGCUACUCGAAAAGCUUGUUACCUCACUGCUGGAAACGCAAGGCAGCGCUACCACCGGGGACGGCCGUACCGAUGGACUACAUCGAAGCGGUUCCGUACUCGGGCGCUUCCGUCCAAUGUCGCGUUCGUUCCGCUCGACAAGCUCGCUGAGAAGACGCAACAACGACAGCACGGGCGCUUCUUCCGGUGCGACCGGCGGGCAGGGUGGUGGAGUACAGGGUGGCGAGGGAACGAUGCCAACUAUUCAGGAAUCUGGCACCGACCGUAACAGCCGUCGAAACUCGUGGAACGAUCGGGCUGGAGUAAAUGUGCGAAGGGUGCUGAACUCCAUCGCUAAUGCGCCACACCGGUUUAGUCAGUCGUUGAGUGGUGGUGGUGGUGGUGGUGGGUCACUUCAGGAUAACGACGAGGAGCGCAGUAAUUUGACGCAGAACAUUCUUUGACGGGGUCGCGACAAAGUUAAUAAGGAUAAUGGUAUCCCCGGAUGGGAAUGCUUUUGGGCAGCCUAUCAGAUUUAGCUUGACAGACAGCAUAGUGUUUCCUGCGUAGAGUUUAUAAAUCGAGGAAAAUAGCCCCAACAAUACGUAAUAUAUGUGGUACAAAUAUGAAUUUGAAGUAUAAAAAAAUAGAUAUAGAAAGGUAAUGAAAUUAUUUUAAUAUUCAAACAUACAAUAUGAUACAGACAUUUGUAGAGCCACAGCACCUUUUGUAAUAUUACCUUCCACAAUAAUAGUACCAAACUAAACAGCUUGAGCAAUAAUUAAAAUAUGCCAUCUUAUUCCGUAGAGAACACAUUCAACAGGAAAUGUUACCCUGUGAUGACAAACAGUUUUUGAACAAAUAAUACGCGAGAAAAUAAAUGAUAA
Messenger RNA from Anopheles merus, 3896 nucleotides. RefSeq lists its product as uncharacterized. The coding region runs from base 1239 to 3473 and encodes 744 amino acids. NCBI's taxonomy places the organism in Eukaryota, Metazoa, Arthropoda, Insecta, Diptera, Culicidae. The record is from RefSeq and is a predicted model, not a curated record. The transcript has 12 exons.